GUGGAAUUACUGGUGGUGAUUGUGAGCAUACUGGUUGAGGAGAAGGCUGCAGAACCAAUGGAAGUUAUAGAGGGAGUUGCAGCAGCAGCAGAGAAUUUGCCAGAAAACUAUCAGUGUGCAGGGAAACAAACACAACUGGCGGGAUUCCUGCAUACGAACGUCUUCCCAUAUGAGCGGCGAUCCGAUAGGCUCGCGUUUCUUUUUUCUCUCUCUUUCUUCUUUCACGGGAAAGCGGAGACAACAAACCUCCUCCCCAUCAUUCAUAUACAUUUAUUCAUAUUUUCUUUCUUUUCUUUUCUACUUCUACCUUCUCUUUCCUCUCACAUUCAUUUUCAUUCUCUCUUCUUUGCCAUUUUAAUCCUGACAUUUUGAGCUUCGAAAUUUAGAACUCCGAGGUCAAUUAAGUUAUGAUUGAGAGGAGGCAGUAUCCGAUUGGAGCGGAGCAUUACACGCUCUAUGAAGAGGUCGGUAAUGGCGUCAGCGCUGUGGUUCAUCGUGCUCUUUGUAUACCUUUCAAUGAGGCUGUUGCUAUCAAGAUUCUUGAUUUCGAACGUAACAACAGCGAUCUGAGCACCAUUUCUCGUGAAGCACAGACAAUGGUCUUGGUUGACCAUCCUAAUGUGCUUAAAUCACACUGCUCCUUUGUUAGUGAUCAUAAUCUGUGGGUUGUUAUGCCGUACAUGGCUGGGGGAUCUUGCCUUCACAUACUGAAGGCUGCAUAUCCUAAUGGAUUUGAGGAGGCGGUUAUAGCAACAAUACUCCGUGAGGUAUUAAAGGGUUUAGAGUAUCUUCAUCAUCAUGGACACAUACACCGAGAUGUCAAAGCUGGGAAUAUUCUCAUUGAUGCACGCAGUGGAGUCAAACUUGGCGAUUUUGGUGUUUCUGCUUGCCUUUUUGAUUCUGGUGAUAGACAGCGCAUGAGGAAUACUUUUGUAGGAACACCUUGCUGGAUGGCACCUGAGGUUAUGGAGCAGUUACAUGGUUAUGAUUUUAAGGCUGAUAUCUGGUCAUUUGGUAUAACUGCAUUAGAGCUUGCCCAUGGCCAUGCUCCUUUCUCAAAAUAUCCUCCAAUGAAGGUACUGCUUAUGACCUUGCAAAAUGCACCUCCUAGCCUUGAUUAUGAAAGAGAUAGGAAGUUCUCUAAGUCUUUUAAGCAGAUGAUUGCUAGUUGCUUGGUGAAAGAUCCUUCAAAAAGGCCUUCUGCAAAGAAGUUGAUAAAGCAUUCCUUUUUCAAGCAAGCAAGGUCAAAUGAUUAUAUAGCACGAACACUUUUGGAGGGGUUGCCUGCGCUUGGUGAUCGUAUUGAGGCAUUGAAGAGAAAGGAAGAAGAUAUGCUUGCUCAGAAGAAAAUGCCAGAUGGGCAAAAGGAGGAAAUAUCACAGAAUGAAUACAAACGGGGGAUCAGUGGUUGGAACUUCAACCUUGAAGAUAUGAAGGCUCAGACGUCCCUGAUCCAAGAUGAGGACACAGUAUCUGAUAAUAGUCAAGCAGGGAGCUCGAGUAUUUUGUCUUGCUUGGACAACAAGCAAGAGAUACAAUCAGAGAGCCAAGUUGCAGAGAUGGUUAACAAUGAUUUGAUACAGAAUCUUCAUCAGUUAGGUGACUCAACAAAUGUCAUUUCCAAAUUUGAUAAAUUUGAAGAUGAUUCCAGUAAUGGUAGUCCACCUUUUGAACAAUAUGCUAUGUUGAAUAGCUCAUCUUGUCUUGAUGAUUACAAUCAAAAAAGUCUGCACGAAAAGCCUUCUUUAGAGAUCCAUGUAAAGAAUUUGGAGGGUACUGAUGUUCCUCAUGUGCAAAGAAACGGGAGUUCAUCAGUCAAUAUCACAGAAAGUAUUGUCUCUUCAGUUUGCAAAGAGAGUGAAAAGUUACAAAAUCAGCCUCAAAACAGUUCAUACUGCAACGGCAUGGCAACAUCUACAACAGGAGAGGGUUUACUUCAUGAAAUUCCUUCAAAAGGGUCUAAAUCAUCAGCAAACAGUGAUGAACUCGAUGAGAAAGCUAAACCACCAAUUAUUCAGCAAAGGGGUCGCUUUAAAGUUACAUCUGAGAAUGUUUACUUGGAAAUGGUGGCACCUACUCCUUCACUGCAAAAGAGUCACAGCAUGCAGGUUCUUACCCAACAUCCUGCAUUAACUACUUUAUCUGCACCACCUGAUGUUAUGCAACCAAGUCUUUCGGGCAAUUCUCUUUUCCUGGUGUUGCAUUCUCUGCUGCAGACAAAUCUUCUUCAAAGGGAGAGUAUUCUAAAUCUAAUGAAGCAAAUCUCAGUUGGAGACUCAACAGCUAAUCGUGCAGUUGAUGGAAGCGGAACGUCAAUAAAUAUGGCUUCUAUAGAAAGAUCUUUGCUAGAAGCAUCGCAUGAUAGGGAGAAGGAGUUGCUUCAUGAAAUAACUGAGUUGCAAUGGAGGCUCAUAUGUGCCCAAGAUGAACUCCAAAAAUAUAAAACAGCAAAUGCUCAGGUGUAAUAUGAUUUCCGACCCAUGCUCAAAUGGAUGUGUACAUCAAACAAUUAAACGUUAAACAAAACUAAAAUGAAAAGAAAACAAACAGUAUACGAAGAUGCAUUAGUAGCACACUGUUAUUUCUUUGUAUUAUAGGUUUGUAUGAAGUUGUAGAUUUGAUUAAAUAGAAAUUUUCCAGCCAGAUGCAGAUGUGCCGAUGACAUCUAUAUUGUACAUGAUUUUUAUAUUUGUGUAGUUGAGCAUGUAAAUUUCUAUAUGUACUAACUUAAUGUUAAAAAGGCUUAUUUUUUUGCUUGCCUAUGAAACAAACUAGUGUUCUUUUCUCUCAUUUAUUCAAACUUUUUUCAAUGUUUA
Mangifera indica (mango) is the source of this 2816-nucleotide messenger RNA. Its product is annotated as serine/threonine-protein kinase BLUS1-like. Bases 408 to 2465 code for a protein of 685 amino acids. Gene Ontology annotation, biological process: protein phosphorylation. Gene Ontology annotation, molecular function: protein kinase activity; protein serine/threonine kinase activator activity; ATP binding. The record is from RefSeq and is a predicted model, not a curated record. NCBI's taxonomy places the organism in Eukaryota, Viridiplantae, Streptophyta, Magnoliopsida, Sapindales, Anacardiaceae. The transcript has 22 exons.